GGAGAAUCCCCUCCCCUGCUUGCUUACAGGCUCCUGUUGGAGUAAAGGGGGGGCUCCGCCGUGCUUGUUGGAACGAGGAGCUGGAGAACUUGUACAUCUCCCCAUCCGCCCGCCGGCUCCGCCACCUCCAGGAAGGGCUCCCCGUACACAUAGAGCCCCGUCCUCGGUCCCGGCAAUGAGCAGCCGCUGACCGGCAACUUUACAGCCCGUGGGAUGGAGGCUGCCCCGUCCUCUGGAAGAUAAUGUGGCCGUGACCGGAUUGCAAACCCAUCAGAGAAAGCGGCGACCCAUCACCUCCAGGCGACAGAGGGGAAUAAUGGCUUCAUGUGGCCGGCGGCGCCCGGCUCUGCUACCUCUGCACAUGCUGGGAGUCCUACUGGUGUUAGAUGCAGCAGAGCGGUGUCCAGCAACAGAUGGGACCAGGCUGCAGUCCUCCAUGCCAAAUGUGUGUCCAGAAAGAGAACUGUCUAUCGUUGCUCACAAACAGCCAGUGGUUGAGGCCUACAGCCGAAUGGUGAAAGUUUGGAAACAAGGAUGUGCAGGACAGAUAUGGUGUGUUGGCUAUGAGCGGAGAACUGCGUACUACACUACAUAUCGACAGGUGUACAGCCGGGAGUAUCAGACUGUAAAUAAGUGCUGUCCUGGAUGGUCACAGCUGAACGGGGAGGCAGGCUGUCAGCACUCGGCCUGCAAUUCCGGAGUCUGUUUCAAUGGAGGAAACUGCGUUGAAGGAUCUUCCCAGCGCUGUCUAUGUCCUGCAGGCUUCCAGGGACCUCGCUGUCAAUAUGAUGUCAAUGAAUGUGAAAAUAGUAAUGGCGGAUGUGAAGUGCAAUGUUGUAACACCAUCGGGAGCUUCUACUGCAAGUGUCCUGAAGGUCAAACUCUGAAAGAAGACGGAAAAACCUGUCAAGAUGUUGAUGAAUGCCAAGUCCAUAAUGGAGGAUGCCAGCAGCGGUGUGUCAACACCCCGGGGUCAUAUCACUGCGAGUGCAAAUCGGGCUUCCGUAUCCAUGCAGAUAGCAGGUCAUGCAUUACGCUGUACUCCUGCUCCAUGGGAAAUGGCGGCUGUGAGCACGACUGCGUCCAGAUCACCGUGGCUCAUUACCAGUGUCGCUGCCGACAGAAUUACCAGCUGAAGGAAGACGGCAAACGCUGCGAAUUGAAUAACCCAUGUUCAACCAGAAACGGAGGCUGCAUGCACCAGUGUACCAAUGAUGGAGGACGGGGGAAAUGCUCGUGCCACCCCGGGUACAGGCUGGCAGCUGAUGGAAAGACAUGUGAAGACAUUAAUGAAUGCGUGACCGGCCUGGCCAUGUGUGCUCACAGCUGUCUCAACACUCGAGGUUCCUUCCACUGCGGUUGUAGCCCUGGAUAUGAGUUAGGAGCUGAUGGGAGACAGUGCUACAGGAUAGAAAUGGAAAUCAUCAACACUUGUGAGAUCAACAAUGGCGGCUGUUCUCAUGAAUGUCGACACAGCAGCACUGGCCCCAUGUGCGUCUGUCCACAGGGGUUAGAUCUGGACACUGAUGGAAAGACGUGUGUAGAUGCCGAUGAGUGCGCCAAUGGUGCUUCCUGCUGUCAGCAAGAGUGCUCCAAUUAUGUCGGGGGCUACGAGUGUGCCUGUUACUCUGGUUACCGCCUCAACAUGGACGGCUGUGGAUGUGAUGAUGUAAAUGAAUGCUUAUCAAACAAUGGAGGAUGCCAUCAAGUUUGCGAAAAUCUUCCUGGAUCGUUCCAGUGUAGCUGUAAUCCUGGAUACAGACUGAACACUGAUGGAAAAGGCUGUAGUGGUCUUCAGGAAACUAAUCCCGGGCAGCACCCUGCUGAACACUCCAUUCCCCAGGUGACAUUAUUGCGGGAUGAAUUCUCCCAGAUAUUUGAUGAUGAUUAUGAUGAAGAUGAAGAAGCAGAACUGCGAGGAGAACACACACUGUCUGAGUCAUUCGUGUGUUUUGAUGGCACGUUUGGCCCAGACUGCACGCUGACCUGUGACGACUGUCGGAAUGGCGCUACCUGUACCAUAGAAGAGGACAGCUGUGUGUGCACUGCAGGGUGGACUGGACUUAUCUGCAACCAGACUUGCCCAGAAGGAACGUUUGGUCUGAAUUGUAGCCAGAAAUGUAACUGUAAAAAUGGAGGAACGUGUGACGCCAUCACUGGGCAAUGCCGCUGCCCCCAGGGAGUGAGCGGGGAGUUCUGUGAGGAUGGUUGCCCAAAAGGAUAUUAUGGUAAAAACUGUAAGAAGAAAUGUAACUGUGCCAACAAGGGCCGAUGCCACAAAAUCCAUGGAGCCUGUCUGUGUGAGGCUGGCCUGUAUGGACGUUACUGCCACUUAGUUUGCCCAAAGUGGACUUAUGGACCCGGCUGUUCGAAAGAGUGCACUUGUGUACAGAGCAACACACUGGAAUGUGGUAAAAGGGACGGGAUGUGCACCUGUAAACCCGGCUAUCAGGGAGCAUCCUGUGAAAAUAAAUGCGACUCAGGAUUUUAUGGAGUUGGCUGCAAAAAUAAAUGCACCUGCCAGCAAGACGUAUCCUGUGACCACACAAGUGGGAAGUGUCUGAAACAAUGUCCUCAGGGAUACCACGGGGACAACUGUGACCAAGAAUGCCCGGCAGGGACGUAUGGACUGGACUGUCUGAAAUCCUGUUCUUGUGGAGGAGCUCCGUGUCACCACGUUGAUGGAACUUGCAUUUGCCCAUCUGGUAAAACUGGCUCAGACUGCUCUAAAGAUUGCCCCAUAGGACGAUGGGGGGACAGCUGUCAAGAGAUCUGUCCGCUGUGUGUCAAGAAUGGCAGCUGUGACCCUGCCACAGGAAAGUGUAUCUGUAAGCCAGGAUACACUGGAGAUCACUGCAGGGACAGCUGCCCCGCUGGUUGGUUUGGGCAUGGCUGCCAGUCACGAUGCCUCUGCCAAGUUCAUAGCGAGUGUGACCCUGUAACCGGCAGGUGUGUGUGCCCACCCGGAUUUACAGGACACAACUGCAGGAGAGCUUGUGAUAGCGGUUACUGGGGAGCGGACUGUGUUCAUAGCUGCAACUGCAGCAACAGUGACUGGGACUGUAACCCUGUGACGGGGGAUUGUGUCUGUGAAUCCGGAUACACUGGAAGGCAGUGUGAUCAGAAGUGCCCAGCCGGCUGGUAUGGUUCAGACUGCAGGCACCAGUGUCAGUGUGAAAACGGGGCCAUCUGCGACCACGUGAGUGGAGCCUGCACAUGUGCCCCAGGCUGGCGAGGGACCUACUGUGAAAUUGCAUGUCCAGAAGGAUUCUAUGGUACUGACUGCACCAACAGCUGCCAGUGCGCCAAUGGUGCCAGCUGCGACCAUAUUGCUGGGACCUGCACAUGCCAAGAUGGUUGGUUAGGACCUACAUGCAAUAAAAAAUGUGAAGACAACAGAUAUGGAAGAGGCUGCAAGGAGACAUGUCUAUGUGAGAAUGGCGCCAAGUGUAACCAUGUCAGCGGGACGUGUAUUUGUGCGCCAGGGUGGACUGGACCACGCUGUGAGCAAGCUUGCCAAGGUGGUUUUUAUGGAGAGAAAUGUCUUCACCAAUGUAUCUGCAGACACGGAGGAACCUGCAACCACGUCACAGGACUCUGUAUUUGUCCUAAAGGUUGGACAGGAUUGGCAUGUGAAGUGGAAUGUUCUCCAGGAAAAUUUGGAAAUGAUUGUCUGCAAAACUGCACUUGUCAAAAUGGUGGGCUAUGUGAUCAUGGCACAGGCGCUUGUAAGUGCCCAGCGGGGUGGACUGGAGAAUCCUGUGAGACUGCCUGUCCAGCAGGGAUGUUUGGAGUCCAGUGCCUGGAGAAAUGUGAAUGUCGAUAUGGUAAUUCCUGUCACCAUAUCACCGGUGCCUGUGACUGUCCCACAGGAUGGAGAGGAAAACAUUGUGAUAAGCCUUGUCUCCCGGGCUUAUAUGGUGAUCAGUGCUCACAGCUUUGUAGCUGCCCCCAUGGAACCCCAUGUAAUCACAUCAGUGGGGAGUGUGGCUGUCCACCCGGAUUCACAGGCAAUGGAUGUGACCAAACGUGUGUUCCAGGAACUUAUGGCUUGAAUUGUGGAAAUAUAUGUCAAUGUCCUGGUCAGCAUCAAGACUGCCACCCAGUGACCGGGGAGUGUAUCUGCUCACCAGGCUACCACGGACACACGUGUCAACUAAGAUGUGCCGGUGGAUAUUAUGGCCGAAACUGUGAGCAUGAAUGCAAAUGUAAGAAUGGCGGCCAUUGUGAAGCGAAUACUGGAGCGUGCCGUUGUCCGGCGGGUUACCUCGGGGCUGAUUGUGACACUGUGUGUCCUCCAGGGAGAUACGGAAAUGGAUGCGUCCAUGUGUGUCACUGUGGUCCUAAUGGAUCCUGUGAUCAUGUGACUGGCGAUUGCGUCUGUGCGCCUGGAAGAAGAGGAAAGAACUGCGAACACGUCUGCGCCAAAAACUACUUUGGGGAAAACUGUCAGCAGAUUUGCUCCUGUAAAAAUGGCGGAUUGUGUAACCCGACCAACGGAACGUGCAGCUGUGGUCUGGGAUGGAUGGGAGUCACGUGUGAGGACGGAUGUCCUCCUGGGAAAUAUGGAGCCGGCUGUCGGAUGGAUUGUUCCUGCCUGAACAAUGGGACGUGCGACAGAGUAACUGGAACCUGUCACUGCUCCAGAGGAUUCUUUGGAAACGCAUGCCAACACCGUUGUCCUGGUGGUUUCCAUGGAAACAAAUGCCAGGAAAUGUGUGACUGUGAAAAUGGAGCAUUGUGUGACCCGGUGACAGGGACCUGCCACUGCCCAGCUGGUUUCUAUGGAGACAGAUGUGAAAAAGGCUGCAGCUCAGGGACAUUUGGAGAGAACUGUGAGAAGAUUUGUGAGUGCGAAGGGAACGGACCUUGUGACCCGGUGACUGGAGCUUGCUUUUGUCCACCUGGAAAGAUGGGAACAACCUGUGAUCUAGACUGUAGGUUAAAUCGCUAUGGACCAAACUGCAGCCUGAGCUGUGAAUGUGGCUGGAACGCACAGUGCAAUGCCCUGACUGGAGGAUGUAUCUGUCUCAACCGCUUCAUAGGAACCACCUGCCAAGAGGGAGGCCCUCCCCCGCUUAUGUCAGCUCAGCUACAAGCGCUUAACCAUGUACAGCCUCGACCAUCACAUCAAUCUUCAGUUAGAUAUUUAAUACAUUAAACCAAACAUUGGCCAUAAACUCAUUCUUGGAGUAAAAUCCAUUGCAGGCACCAUCAUAAAACCACUAUCUAAAUGGGAUAAUGUUCAUUUAUGUCCAUACUGGAGAGACAAUUUUGGAGGAACGAACUUUUGAAGAUUCAUUAUUAAGGGAAGCCAAGAUUGAACAUACGUGAUAAGUUGUGCCAUGAGAAGACCACCAUUGACAUGACACUGAGGUCUUCUGUGGAUCAAUGUUCCACCCCUGCUGUCUUCUGCUCUAAAACAGAACAUCAUAAAGUCAUUGGCUCAAGAUACGCAAUCCUCAUUUGUCUUGAAUUAAAUAUGGACCAACAGAUCCCUGGAGACCUUGGGUUCAACUGACCUUUUUGACGUCUUGGUCCCUACCGUUCAUGACCUGUUUGCCUGAUACAUAGUUAGGGAGUCUGUUCAUGGUGACUUUAUGAGCCAGAUUCUUGAAGCUCAGCCAAAGGGUCACACACGUUUGGUGACCAUAUGUCGUCUUGCAUUAUCAAAAGAAUGCCAGGUCUGAGGUUGUUGACAUCUUGCCAUCUACAAAUCUGUCCAUGUAACCGCAACACAUUUUCACUAGCUAUAUAUCUUGUAGUGUUUGGUGACAACCAAUAUGGUUGCCAAUUCAGCCUCACAGUGGUCGUCACAAAGCUUUUUCAGAGCCCUAAACGGUUAAUUUUGCCUAAUGAUGCAGAAGUGUGGGAGCGGAGGAUGUAUGACUACCUGCCAUUGUCAAAUCGUCUUAGUUGCAGUGGUGGACCAUUUUGGGCCACCCACCAUUCCUAGGAACAGAUACACGGUUGCUUCAGCAGUGAAGAUAGCAGCUGAGGUCUCAGAGCAGUGAGAGUAACGAUCUUUAGUUGUGUAAGGUGUUAAUAUACAACUGGAGGGAUUGUACUCGUAGGAAAAUGUGCAAAUAAUUUUGGUGCUUUAAAAAUACACAAGCUUUUCCUUAGUACUUGAAAUACUGUCCCAGAGAAGACGAGACCUUGCUGAGGCCUGCUGGCUGUAGGAUGUGAUGUUUGGGUUUUGUAACUAAGAGGUACUAUACUAUUUUGUGAAUUUUUAACAGCUAUUGAAAAAGGUUUUCAGCACCUCCGCUUGCGUUCAGUAAAUGGGAAAACUUUUAUACAGCUGCAGUUUGUAACUGUGUAUCACUGUAAGUAGGGCACCAGUGAAGACUUUCACACGGCAGUAUGCUGCAUCAGUAUCGUGGUACACUGUAAGGCCUCUGUUCCGUUGUUGCAGGUUCCGUUUGUGGAACCAUUCAUUUCAAUAGUUCGCGCAAAAAAAAACGGAAUGUACUCAGUAUGCAUUCCGUUUCCGUAUUUCCGUUCCACUAAAAGGUAGAACUUGUCCUAUUAUUGUCCUCAAAUAACGUUCAGUGGCUCCAUUCAAGUCAAUGGGUCCGCAAAAAAUACGAAAUGCAAACGGAACACAUCCACAUCUCAUCCUUUUUUUGCGGAUCCAUGCCCACUUUGCCCAUGUGUUUACUGUUUACAAACAUUACUGUACAUUACAGUAAUGAUUACAAAUUUUAUGUUUCCAUUUGCAAUCCGCAAAAAACAGAUCGCAUUUUUGCAGCAAAAUGGAAUGGAAAUCGAAACACAAUGGAAACAAAAACCGGAACGGAUCCGUGAAAAACGGGCCACAAAACACAGCAAAAGACAUACGAUCGUGUGCAAGAAGCCUAAGGCCCCUUUCAGAUGAACGAGUUCCACCCAUUGGACUUGCAGCGUGUCAGGGAGUGCACCCGUCCUAACCUCUCAGCCCUGACGUGUCGCAUGUAACCCUUACAAUUCUGGAAUGUAUUGGAUAACACUGACAGCAUUAUGUCAGUGUUAUACAAUACAUCCCAGAACUGUAAGGGUUACAUAUCAUCAUAAAUCAGUGUAAUGCUAUGCGACCCCGUCAGUGCUGGGAGGUCAGUACGGCAGCUGCUGCAUACUCACGCAGUGAGUCGGAUACGUGGGACUCACUCGUCUGAAGGGUAUGUUCACAGGACAGAUUUUGAAUAUGUGCCUACAAUAUU
Messenger RNA from Bufo bufo (common toad), 7202 nucleotides. It is a transcript of the gene MEGF6, whose product is annotated as multiple EGF like domains 6. The record is from RefSeq and is a predicted model, not a curated record. The transcript has 39 exons. Lineage: Eukaryota; Metazoa; Chordata; Amphibia; Anura; Bufonidae. Bases 317 to 5161 code for a protein of 1614 amino acids. Gene Ontology annotation, molecular function: scavenger receptor activity; calcium ion binding; protein binding.